Linum trigynum is the source of this 1138-nucleotide messenger RNA. NCBI's taxonomy places the organism in Eukaryota, Viridiplantae, Streptophyta, Magnoliopsida, Malpighiales, Linaceae. The record is from the annotation of a GenBank genome assembly.
GCCAAUAUUUUCUAUGUAGAGGGCUUUUUCCAUGAAUAUUUUGGUGUAUAUGGAUUUGGUGCCUAUCUAUUAUCCAAGUAGUGGGCCUACUGACUAAUCAAAUGCGUAAUGAAUUAGCGUCGGGGCUCUAGGCACAAAACGGCACAAAUCCAGCCCUUUGAGCUCGGCCCAACUCAAAGCAAAGUAAGCACAAAAAGCUCGGCCCAGUGCAGAACGCUAAAUAUUCCAAGUUUAUAUAUAAAUACCCAAAUUUCAUCGCCAUGCUAGGUUUAGCAGCCGGAGACAAUUGAGAAGAAAGGGUUGCCGCAGCCGCCAUCGUCUCCAGAGUUCAGAAGAUUGAAAGAGAGCAAUGGCCAGAAUCAAGGUACACGAGCUGAGGCAGAAGUCGAAGGCGGAGCUUUUGAACCAGUUGAAGGAUCUCAAGGCGGAGCUCGCCCUUCUCCGCGUUGCUAAGGUCACCGGCGGUGCUCCUAACAAGCUCUCCAAGAUCAAGGUGGUGCGCUUGUCGAUUGCCCAAGUGUUGACAGUGAUUUCUCAGACCCAGAAAUCUGUUCUGCGUGAAGCCUACAAGAACAAGAAGUUCUUGCCUCUGGAUCUUCGUCCCAAGAAGACCAGAGCCAUCAGGAGGAGGCUUACCAAGCACCAGCAAUCGCUGAAGACGGAGAGGGAGAAGAAGAGGGAAAUGUACUUCCCCAAGAGAAAGUAUGCAAUCAAGGUGUAGAAUUAGCCAUGAAAUUCCCGUAUGCUAUUUCCCGAUCUCUAGAGAGUUAUGAAGGAAUCUCAUUUUCGUACUAUGAACUAUUUUGACGUUUGUAAUCUCAUAUUUCUGCAAGUCAACGUGUGAACUGAGCAUCUGAGCAUCGAUUCAAAAGUUUUGGUAAUGAUACAUGGAUUGCUAUUUUGCUCUAUGGGAAUCAGUUGGGUUCUUUGUGAGUAUUAUCAUUAUUCUGGAUUGUUGUACGGGCAGUGCUGGGUAACAUCUUACCUGUAAACCGCAGCAAAGCUCAUAAAGCUUUGUAUCGGAAAGUGAAAAGCACGGCAGACUUAAGUGUUGAAGCACUCAUCGACACUAGCCAUCCUUUUCGAUACACUUCUUUUCAUCGACCCUAGCAAUCCUUAACAAAAUGCUGAUACAUGA